AUGGAAGCUCAGAGCGGAGGAGCGGACUAUGUUGUCGAAGCGGAGCAAGUGAAUGAUGCUCACUCAACUUGUUGGCAAACACAGGCCAAUGGAAAUAAGGCACGUUCGGAGGACGGAACACUUGUUGCCCUAUACAAUUGGGGACCAACAAGCGUUCUAAACUUGCAGGGGCCAACCCAUGAUCAAGUCAGUGUCUUCCCAAAGAAGUCUGACACCAACUUAUCGAUCCAGGAGAAAUUGGUGUCGAGGAGUGAGAUUCCUGUAAACUACGCUCUGAACACUAUCCGCUGCUGGGGAACCCAACCUCGAAAAUUCCCCCCGAAAAUUCGUCGUCUUCGAGCCGCCUACCUUAUGAAGCUUCAAUUCUUUGGAAAAAUUAUUUUUCUACUGAUUAUCGUAACAAACUCUGAGGGUUGGAGCUCAAAAAGGACCCAGCGGUCCAGAUUCCGGAGAACAUCAAAGGUGCUAACGACGCGAAAGACGACAGAAAAUACCGUCAUCGGGAACAAAAACGGAAAAUGCACAGGCCUGCCAAAAAUUACCAAAGCGAACAUUAAAGGGAUUCUUACAAGGUGUAGUGGAAAAACAGAAAUUGAUGGUCAAGAUUUCGAUGCAGCUGAAUCAGGAAUCAGUGAAGAGGAAACAGAAGAACUUUUCCGAGGAAAAACCACUGUUGGAUGUAAAAAAGUUAAGGAAGAGAGUUUUCCUGCACUAAUUGUUGAGAACAAUAACCGUUUGACCAAUUUUAUACUUUCUCCAAGAAUUGUCAUUCGACAUCAACAGAUCUUCAUGUCGUCAAGAAAUCUUCCUACUAUGAGAAUACGACAAAACCCAUUACUGGAAACCAUCGGACUGUUAAAAUAUGCUUUCAGAAGUUCCUCGGAAAAAUUCGAAAUCCUUGAGGAAGGCGAAUGUCAAUUUACGAAGGAAGUGGAAAGUUUUAAUGAGCUAAAGCAAUGCAGAAUUAUCACAGGAGAUUUAACGUUCUCGAAAUCCAUGGAAGCAGAUCCACCUGCACGUUUUCGUAUGUAUAAAAUCAACGGAUGUCUACGAAUAAAUGGGACAAAUAUUAAAAAUGUCGAUUUCUUGGCAAAUACUACCAGUGAUGAAGUAACCUGUAGUUCUGGUAGGCACGAAAUCCACAAUAAUAAACAACUUUGUGUAAAGAAGGAAUUGUAUAACAAUGAAAAACUACACUUCAAGAAUAAUAUGCAUCCGAGUUGUGAGAUUUCUUGCAACGCAGAGCCGCUUACAAAAGCAAAUUUGAAAAAUUUUCAAGCCUGUAGAUCAAUUCUGGGAGAUGUGGAAAUUAAAGAGUGGUCAGAUCCAGAUGGUGUUUCGGAACUCAUCGAAGUUUUCGGUAACGUGGAAGAGAUACAUGGGCAGCUGAGAUUAGUCAACACUUCAAUCAAAUCCACAUCUGAGCUGUUUCGAUCUUUACGGAUAAUCGAUAGUACUGUUUCCGGAGGUGUCGGUAUUCACAUAGAGGACAAUCCUGAACUUAACCUUAUAGAGUUGAGAUCUGUGGAGAGUAUCCAGUCAGGCAACCAAACAUCAGUUUUUAUUCGACAACCUAAAACCUUGAUAACACCUGAAACGAGUUAUCAAUUGCGUACUUCUACUUUUGGAAAGGUGGAAAUUGAAGCAGUAGUCAGACAUCCGGAGGAAGGAGGACUAGUAGUCGUGUACGUGCUUUACUUUGGUUUGCUGAUCCUUCUAAACAUAGCUAUGGCCAUACUUUUAACCUUCCUGCUUCUGAAUUUGAAGAAGGGCAAGAAAAAGCGAAAAUCAACGUUGAAGUCCAAAGCCCAGAACAGCAAGUUCCAACAACAGAGUCAUUAA
Molecule: messenger RNA, 1842 nt
Organism: Necator americanus (New World hookworm)
Lineage: Eukaryota; Metazoa; Nematoda; Chromadorea; Rhabditida; Ancylostomatidae
Exons: 15
Coding region: 1-1842 (613 amino acids)
Source: RefSeq, a predicted model, not a curated record